AUGCAGGGUGAUGACGAAGGCUUUCCUUUAAAACAUGAACUUUCAGUCACUCUCUUCAAAGAAAAGGGAAUACGAAAGUAUACACUUGAUGGAAAACAUGUAACAAUAAGAGCUGUACAGAAUUUCCUCUUCCAGCAUGGAUUGAGACACUCUUCAAACUUUGUUAUUUUCCAGAAUCAUGUGGUCAGUCUAAUGUUUAAAAACUCUAAGGAGAUUGCAGAAAUGAUCACAGAUGGAAGUGGAGGAUUGAGUUUUGAACAACAGGCCGAGAAGACUUUGAAUGAAAUCCAAUCAUGGAAGCAAACAGAGGAACAUAUGAAUGAGCAAAUUGUAAAACUAGAGAGGUUGAUAGAAGAAGAUAAAAACAAGCUUGCUGUUGUAAGUGAAAGAAAAAAAUGUGAACACGAUAUUACAGAAGCAAGGCUUGCCCUUUCAUUGAAGAGGAGAAGCGAGUUGGAGGACCAUCUAGCAAAAGACUUGUAUAUGAUGGAGGAAUUAACUUUUAAAAAAACAGACUAUGAGAAGAGGAAACAACAAGUGGAGAGUGAGAUUGCUUGUUUAGAAUUGGAAAAGUUGAAAUCCGAAAUGACAACCACCAAGACGGUAGAUAUUGUUCCAAUGCAAAAACAAAUAUCGGAACUGUCAGAAAAUUUAGAAUUUAUUAAAGAGGAAGUAGAUCAAUUGAAUAAUAAUUAUAGGUCAUUAUUGAAUGAAAAAUCAAAAGUCGAAGAAAGGAAAAAGCGUCAAGAGUUAGAGAGAGAAAACUUAGGAGAUGAACUGAGAGUUAUUAACAGCAAAAUAGCAACUAUUAACGGUCUACUGAAUAACAAAAUGAAGGAGGAAGUUGAAAGAGACGAACGAUACUUGAAUAGUUUAGAAAUUUCACAAGAUUUAAAGACAGUUCUGGUUAAUAUGAUAUCAUUAGAAAGUAAUUCACAACAAUAUGUUUUACCACUUUCUGUUAUUAUGGGAAAGAAUUUUUCAACUCACAUUGUAGAAACAACAAGCCAAUCUGAAAAACUUCUUCAAACAGCCUCACAAAGAAAGAGGUCCAUUACUAUCUGGCCCUUGGAUAGAUUGGAUUCCUCUCAACAAAAGAAAAGAAUUGCAUAUCAAAGACAGAUUAGAGAUAAGAGAGGCUUAAAUUUCGUCAUUCCAAAAGAUAUUCUCAAUUUCGAUGAAAAAAUAGAACCUUCCAUUGAUAGAUGCAUUGGUGACUUUGUGAUUUCACUUUCAGAGGAUAUGUCAAAACAACUGGUUGAUCUCGGUAUAUCUUCAGUAAGUGGACUUGAACAACAAGAGUCUUUUGAAAGGCUUCGUAUUGAAUUAAGAGAUAUGGAGAGUAAAAGAAAUGAAAUAGAGUUGGAUUUAUCUAGAAAUGUUGAUAACUCAUUCCCAGAAGAACUGAUCAAGCAAAUGAACGACAAGAUAAUCGAGAAGGAAAAUGUGGCAAAGUCCAAAAUUAAACACUUGGAUGGUAUGAAAAUAGAGCUUGUCAGGAAGAAAGAAUAUUAUUUAUCGCUCAAGGCUAAAAAGACAGAGCAAGAAAAAAAAAAGUCAAUCAAAAAACAACAGAAAGUAGUCAAUCAGAUGGGUGAAAGCAACCUUAUGGUUGAUGAAAAUGAAAAUUCCAAAUUUAUUGACAAAUCAAUUGAGGAUUUAGAAGUAAUUGUUGAAAGCCUAGAAAAGAAAGCCAAAACUUUGGCUAAAAAAUCGAAAGCCAUGAUGGUUGAUGUAAUUGAUUUGGAGAAAAAGCAAACUAUUCUAGAGAAUAGUAAAAGUAGAGUAAUGUGGAUUUCUAAAAGUUGUCAAGUAUUAAUGGAUGGAAUAUCGUGUGGCCAAAAAGUUGUGGAAAAGUAUAAUGAAGUAGCCUUUGAAAAAGUACAACAAUUAUUUCAAAAAUUUACAGAGCUCAUGCUUCCAAAUAAGAUUGCAUCCUUGAAGAAAGUCGGUGAAAAAGUUUCAGAAGGUGUCGAAAUUAUUGUAAAAUCAAAGAAUUCAAACAAGGAAGGAGAUACCUCUCAACUUUCUCUAAUUAGUGGAGGUGAGAAGACAAUGGUUAGCUUGGCAUUCUUGUUUUCAAUUGCUACCUUUAAGAAAUCAAUGUUCUACAUUUUAGAUGAGUGUGAUGCCAAUUUGGAUGAAGAGAAACAGAAAUUAGUUUCUAGAAUUCUGUCACGUAUGUUUAAAAAUCAACAAGUGAUUUUGAUAUCUCACAAUUCAGCAGUUCAAAAUGAAGCAGACUGUAUUAUUCAUGUUUAA
Molecule: messenger RNA, 2262 nt
Organism: Naegleria gruberi
Lineage: Eukaryota; Heterolobosea; Eutetramitea; Acrasida; Naegleriidae
Product: structural maintenance of chromosome 2
Exons: 4
Coding region: 1-2262 (753 amino acids)
Biological process (GO): chromosome organization
Cellular component (GO): chromosome
Molecular function (GO): protein binding; ATP binding
Source: RefSeq, a predicted model, not a curated record